AGGGAUGCUGGUGUUCAGAUGCUCAGCCGUCACUUCCAGUGGGCUGAGUCCUGUCACAAGAGACUCUGCUUUCAUCAAGAGUUCGUGUACGACGUUGCCAUGUUCGCUGCAGACCAAGGAUUCUCCCGGCCCAACCUGAUCCGGUCCGCAGUGCUCGCCAAAAACCUCUUCCCACAGCUGGAUGGCUUGAACAUGCUGGAGUUGUCGUCCCGUCUGAGGGAUCUGCUGAGCGAGCUUUUACCAAACCUGACUCCUGUUCAGCAGCAUGAAUUCACUCGGUUCCUGGUGGACACCUGCAUCACCAGGAGGAGGCUGUUCCAGGCCGUGGCCAUUGCACGGGCUGACCUGUCCAUAGGUCCGGUACAUCUGGAGGUGCAGCUGCCACCAACACCUCAUCCUUUAGCUCAGGGUACAGAUCUGCUUCAGCUGGAGACUGAGACUCAGCCUCAGUCUGAAAUGGCCUCCAGCCUGCAGCAGAUGGAAGAAGAGCUGAGGUGUCUCAGAGAUGGUCCGAGGGUCACUCUGGAGGAYGUCACGGUCCCAGUGGACGGCCGGCUGGAUGAACAGAGCACCGUGGAGCUGGUCCGCACAGCAGUUGGAGGUGCAGAGGGCCAGAUGAUGGAGAGUCUGAGCCACGAGGCGUCACUACUCAGCAACAUCCAGCAGCUCAAACUGCAGCAGGCAGGGGGGCGCCACAGCCCGGCUCCUCAAGAAACAGCACCAGGAAAAGGGAAGACGAAAACUGCAAAAACAGGAACGAGAGGAAACGCAAAAUGAGAACAUUUUCAGAGUUAGGUUUGGUUCUGGCUAAUUCAAACAAUUUGCUUUCUCAUUUUAUUUAUUGUCACCUGCUAUWUCUAAAUAUAGGAACACUAAUUUGGAAAAAACACCAAAAAAAGUCUUUCAAAGUUUAAGUUUGUCAUUCUUCAUCUYACAAAGAGAUGUUUGUAUAAAAUAAUACUUCCUAUAAGA
Molecule: messenger RNA, 972 nt
Organism: Austrofundulus limnaeus
Lineage: Eukaryota; Metazoa; Chordata; Actinopteri; Cyprinodontiformes; Rivulidae
Gene: cunh8orf74
Product: chromosome unknown C8orf74 homolog
Source: RefSeq, a predicted model, not a curated record